Molecule: messenger RNA, 768 nt
Organism: Chenopodium quinoa (quinoa)
Lineage: Eukaryota; Viridiplantae; Streptophyta; Magnoliopsida; Caryophyllales; Amaranthaceae
Product: transcription factor SRM1-like
Exons: 1
Coding region: 1-768 (255 amino acids)
Molecular function (GO): DNA binding
Source: RefSeq, a predicted model, not a curated record
AUGGCAAAUUCAAGCUCUUUAUGGACAUGGGAACAAGACAAGGCAUUUGAGACAGCUUUGGCAAUGCAUUUUGAGGAUAAUUCUGAAGCUAAGUGGGCGAAAAUUGCAUCACGAAUCCCAGGAAACAAAACCAUUGAAGAUGUCAAGCAACACUAUCAAAUGUUAUUUGAAGAUAUCAUGGCAAUCGAAUCAGGCAUGGUCCCUUUACCAUCAUACACCCCUAAUGGCAGAGGUAAUAUUUUCGACGUCCCUGUGACUGAAGAGGAAUACGUGUGGGAGUCGCGUAAAGGGCAGCCGUGGUCAGAGGCUGAGCACCGGCAAUUCCUGUUAGGAUUGGACAGGUUUGGCAAGGGAGAUUGGAAAAGCAUAUCUAAGGAGUUUGUUAAGACAAGGUCAGCUACUCAAGUUGCAAGUCAUGCACAAAAGUACUUUAAGAGGCAGGCUAAUAAACUGAAGAAAGACACCAAAAGAUGGAGUAUAUUCGACAUUACUGUUCCUACUAAGGCUCAACCAGGCAUACAAAAUCACGGUAGCAGUAGCAGUGGCAGUAGCAAUUAUGAAUAUGCUCCUAAGGGAAAUGAAAUGAACUCUGCCAUCAAUGAGGCAAUGAUUCAGCAGGGUUUCGUUGAGGUGCAACCCAUGCAUCAACAAGUUCCGGUGGCUGUACCACAGGAAUAUAUGUCACCCCCUGAAAGCUGGUGUCUCGAGGAUGAUAUGGUUGCAGAUUAUAAUGUAGAUGAGUGUUUGUCGCAACUUCCACCCCUGUGA